ACUUUGAUCAGCAUCAGGUGAAAAAAAAAAUAUAUAUAUAGGUAUAUUUUUUACGAUAAAAUAAUCAACAAUGAAUUCCAACAAUGAUCAGCUUGAUCAAGUGAAACUAAUCAACUGGUGCAACAAAGACAUAUUGCCAAUACUUAAAAAUUGUGUUGAUGAUAAUUUAAAUAAUGUGACACUGGACAUAUCAGUACCAAAAGAUUGUCAUUAUUUAUCAACAGUCUAUUUUUUAAAUAUAAAAAUUAAAGAUGAAAAUAAAUGUAUUUAUACAGUGAUUAAAAAGCCAAAUGAAAAUUCACCAUUGAUCAAAAUAUUAAAUCCAUAUAAAUUAUUUCACAAUGAAGCUUUGUUUUAUAAAAAAAUAGCUUGUUAUAAUAAACAAUUUCCUAAAUGUUAUUGGAGCUCAAUAGAUGAAGAGAAUAUUAACAAUACAUUGAUAAUAUUAGAAAACAUUGGAACAUUGGGUUUUAAAAUAUGUCCAAGUCUGUAUGACAUUCCAUUUGAGUAUGUCAUUUCUGGAGUUCAAGAGCUUGCCAGGUUCCAUGGAAUGGGAUACACCAUGAAAAUAAAUCAACAUUCAAUAAUGGAAGAGAUCAUCAAUGAUAUUCAAGAAGCUAAAUAUACACCGGAUAAUUUUUAUUCAACGUAUUUUAAUUUAAUAUCAAUGAGACCAAUUAAAUGGCUACGUGAACAAAAUUAUGAUGUAAAAUUUUGUAAUAAAAUGGAGCAUUAUAUGAAAAAUGCAUAUCAAUAUUUUAUUUUAGACUUGAUCAAGCCAAUUGAACCACUGGCAGUAAUUUGUCAUGGUGAUUUUACAAGAAAUAAUAUUUUAUUUCGAAAGACAAAUGAUAUUAUUGAGCCUAGAUUAAUUGAUUUUGCUAUGAUGCGUUAUGCAUCACCAGGCAUUGAUCUAUCAACAUUUUUAUUUUACAGUGUUUCGAAAAAUGACAGGAAAGAAAGAUUCAAUGAAAUAUUUAAGGCUUAUCAUGAUGCCUUGAUUAAAUAUCUUAAUGAUGAAAAUAUUAAAAUUAUAGAUUGUUUUUCUUAUGAUAAUUUAGUGGCAGAUUAUAAGCAUCAUGUUAUGUUUGGAUAUAUUAUUGCAAUAUGUUUUUUGCCAAAUUUUUAUGGUAUUUGUAAAAUGUCAAAUGCAAUGGUUGCCAGUAAUUAUGAUCCAGCAAAAACAUAUACAGUCAGUAAUAUUGGCAAUGCUGGUGGUGAUGAAUUAUCGAAACGAUUUGCUGAAAUGUUGAUUGAAAUUCGAGAGCUCGGUGGUCUUGAUCAUCUUGAAGAUUUGUAA
Aphidius gifuensis is the source of this 1300-nucleotide messenger RNA. RefSeq lists its product as uncharacterized. The record is from RefSeq and is a predicted model, not a curated record. The transcript has a single exon. Lineage: Eukaryota; Metazoa; Arthropoda; Insecta; Hymenoptera; Braconidae. The coding region runs from base 71 to 1300 and encodes 409 amino acids.